Messenger RNA from Mangifera indica (mango), 663 nucleotides. RefSeq lists its product as uncharacterized. The coding region runs from base 1 to 663 and encodes 220 amino acids. The record is from RefSeq and is a predicted model, not a curated record. The transcript has a single exon. Lineage: Eukaryota; Viridiplantae; Streptophyta; Magnoliopsida; Sapindales; Anacardiaceae.
AUGGCCAACCAUGAAGAUUCAUCUCAAGACAAGAACGUUCAGGAGAAGGGUCAAGAUGGUGGCGAAAAUGAAUCACCUGGACGAGAGAGGAGGGAUAUCACUCCUACCCCUCAAGUUCCUGGUGAAGGCGACGCUGCAAAGGAGAUGCCUGGUGAAGGAUCUGCUGAAGCCAAGAGGGGGGGAAAUGAUGGUGCCAGUGCUUCUAGUAGUGGGGCCGAUAAGAAGCGGAAGAAAGGAGAGUUGCUUGAGAUUCCAAACGGAUCUCCAGUUUGUUAUCUGUGUGGGAGGGAAUUUCAAUCUUGGAAGGGUGUGUUUGGACAUAUGCGAGCACAUAAGAUUGGAGAAGAGCGAGUCCGGGGCGCGUUUCCUCCGCCAGUCUUUACCCCUCCUGCUUCUCCUCAGAGGGAGGAAACAGACAGUCUUCAGAAGCAACUGGCUCCGGUUCUCCUCAACAUUGCUCAAGAGAUUUUACAAAGAUCUCAUGGCGCUGGCCCAAGAGGUCUUAAUAUUGAUCUGAACGAGCAGCCACCUGCACAAAGUGAAAGUUCCUCUGCUUCUUCACCAUCUUCUCCAGAUAAAGGUGGUGAUACAAAGCUAGACUUGAACAAGCCACCAUCUCCGGAAGGUGGCAAUGGUGAUGACGGUGCUAGUUCUGUUUCAUGA